Ixodes scapularis (black-legged tick) is the source of this 2833-nucleotide messenger RNA. Its product is annotated as glutamate receptor ionotropic, kainate 2. Bases 44 to 2554 code for a protein of 836 amino acids. The transcript has 14 exons. The record is from RefSeq and is a predicted model, not a curated record. Gene Ontology annotation, cellular component: postsynaptic membrane; plasma membrane. Gene Ontology annotation, biological process: monoatomic ion transport. Gene Ontology annotation, molecular function: glutamate-gated receptor activity. NCBI's taxonomy places the organism in Eukaryota, Metazoa, Arthropoda, Arachnida, Ixodida, Ixodidae.
CAUCCAGCACAUCCCCAAGGGAAACAGCUUCAGAGCGGCAAAGAUGGCCUGCAACCUGAUCAGCUCAGGCGUGGCGGCCAUUUUCGGCCCAAACGACCCGAUGAUUGGCGCGCACAUCCAGUCGCUGUCUGACUCGCUGGACAUCCCGCACAUCGAGAGCCGGCUGGACCUGGAGCCGGACGCCAAGGACUGCUCGGUGAACCUGCACCCGGACCCGCACAUCACGGGCAAGUCCAUGCGGGACCUGGUCGACUACCUCAACUGGACGCGCAUCGCCGUCCUCUACCAGGACGACAUCUCCCUGAUCAGCCUGCAGGAGCUGGUGCGUCCGUUUCCGCCGAAGAACGUGCAGUACCUGUUCCGGAGGGCGGAGAACUUCACGGCCACUCUGAUGGACAUCAAGAGCCGGGGCAUCUACAGCAUGAUCAUCGACGUGCGGCCAGAGAACCUCACCGCUUUUCUCAGAGCCAUUCUUCAAAUCCAGAUGAAUGACUACAAGUAUCAUUAUCAUUUUGCAACCUACGACAUCGAAGCCUACAACCUGGAAGAUUUCCAGUACAACUUCGUGAACAUCACGGCGUACAGGAUGGUGGAUUCUGACAACCAGACUGUGCGCCACAUCAUGAAGGACAUGGAGAAAUUCCAGCCAUUCGGACAGAACAUCCUCAACCGAACCAACGUCAUAAUCACGGAACCCGCGCUCAUGUUCGACGCUGUGUACGCCUUUGCCCACGGCCUCAACGACCUUCAACGAAGCACGACCUUGAGACCCGCCAACGUCUCCUGCGAGGACGAGGUUUCGUGGACCGAGGGCACGAGCUUGUUCAACCUCAUCAGCAUGGUAGAUUUCUACGGUCUCACAGGAAAUAUACGGUUCAACGAGGGAAACCGCACAAGCCUGAAACUAGAUUUGCUCAAGCUCCGGCAAAACUUUUUAGAAAAAGUAGGAGAAUGGUCCACUAACGAUGGCCUAAAUAUAACCAACCACAAUGCCUUUCAUGAUUUUGGUACCUCUAAUAUUACGCUUCGAGUGACCACAAUUGAGUCACGGCCGUACGUGAUGAUGAAGGACAACAAAAACCUGACGGGAAACGACCGCUUCGACGGAUUCUGCAUCGACCUCCUGCGCACUAUCGCCGAUCUGCUGGGCUUCAACUACGAGCUCUACCUGGUGCCGGACAAGAAGUUCGGCGUGGAAAAUACCAGCACGGGCGAAUGGAACGGCAUGGUGCGGGAGAUCAUCGACAAGAACGCCGAUCUGGCCGUGGCGCCCAUGACCAUCAACUACGCCCGCGAGUCCGUCAUCGACUUCACCAAACCCUUCAUGAACCUCGGCAUAGGCAUCCUCUUCAUGCUACCUUCGGGCAUGCCUGUCAAGCUCUUCUCCUUCAUGAGUCCCCUGGACGUGGACAUAUGGCUCUACGUGCUAGCCGCCUACAUCCUAGUCUCCUUCACAAUGUUUAUCGUGGCCAGGUUCAGCCCAUACGAGUGGCGCAACCCGCACCCUUGCGUUCGCGAGACCGGAGUCAUGGAGAACCAGUUCAGUCUCGGGAACAGCUUCUGGUUCACGAUCGUGACGCUGAUGCACCAAGGCUGCGAUCUCAACCCGAAGGCCAUGUCCACGCGCAUCGUAGGCACCAUCUGGUGGUUCUUCACGCUCAUCCUCAUCUCUUCAUACACGGCCAACUUGGCGGCCUUUCUCACCGUCGAGCGCAUGAUCACGCCGAUUGAAAGCGUCGAGGACCUCGCCGAGCAGAGCAAGAUCGCCUACGGCACCCUGGACUCGGGCUCCACCAUGACCUUCUUCAGGGAUUCCAAAAUCGAGACGUACCAGAAGAUGUGGCGGUAUAUGGAGAACCGUCCCACCGUGUUCGUAAGCACGUACGAGGACGGCGUGGCCCGGGUGUUGCAAGGAAACUACGCCUUCCUGAUGGAAUCCACCAUGCUAGAUUUUAUGGUGCAAAGAGACUGCAACCUAACUCAAGUUGGUGGGCUCCUCGAUUCGAAAGGCUACGGAAUUGCAACACCUAUGGGGUCACCGUGGAGGGACAAGAUCUCCCUGGCCAUUCUGGACCUACAGGAGAAAGGCGUCAUUCAAAUGCUGUACAACAAGUGGUGGAAGAGCCCCGGUCUGACCUGCAACCGGGACGACAAGAAUAAAGAGGGCAAGGCCAACGCCCUGGGACUCGCCAACAUCGGAGGUGUCUUCGUCGUACUGCUCUGUGGCCUCGCCGUCGCCAUUGUUACUGCCGUCAUGGAGUUCUGCAUAAACUCUCGGAAGCACGCACAGACAGACCGGAAAACCGAUGAUAACUUGGUUUUCUGUUCCACGCAGCAAUCUCUCUGCUCGGAGAUGGCGGAAGAGCUGCGGUUCGCCGUCCGCUGCCGGGCGUCUCGCCAGCGACCCGCCCUGCGGCGGCAGUGCUCCAAGUGUAUUCCGGGGACCACGUACGUCCCCAGCGCCAUGGACCUCCCGCAGGAGAACGGCAUCAUGCAAAUGCUAGAGAUGCGCAAGUCACCGCUUCACUUCGAGUGCGGCGGCACCGACUCCUAGCAAAGGGCCCCGGAGGCUGGUAGCCUGGCCUCCUCUUCGAACUAUGACGUGCCCCAGCUGUGCUACCUGGGCACGCGACCUUCGACGAGCCUCCACUCUGCGUCCACGUCCACCAUUCAGCAGGACAUCAUGCGCUGCCCCAUUCACCACGGGCCGAGGCCGUCGCCUUCUUGAGGACUCGGACCACACUCCCUCUGCUGGUUGCCACUGCCUCCAAGCCAUCCUCGCCCGCGGACCCUUGCGCCCACGUCGGGCGUGUGACAGCGUUGACAAUGAACA